UUCCAGGGGUUAGACUGCGGUCAUUCUUCUUGGUAACUGGGAGUGUACUUCUGGGCAACUGGGAGAGGAUUUAAUAACAGAUGAUAAUUAUAAAAUGAUAAUGAUAAUAGCGGGGCUGUGAUGUUGCCUAUGGACUCAUAUGCAGGAUUAUGACUUUUAAAGGAUUAUUACAUAAUAAUAACUCAUUAUGUCAUAAUUUUAGGAAGAAAUUUCAAAAUUUUGAGUGAUGUUGAAAUAGGACCCAUCAUCAGUUGAGCUAUAUGCUAACUGCUGUGUCUCCGCCCCCUGAAGUUUCCCCUCGAGGUAGAUGAUGGACUACGAGCGACCCAACGUGGAGACCAUCAAGUGUGUGGUGGUGGGGGACAACGCCGUGGGGAAGACCCGGCUCAUCUGUGCCCGGGCCUGCAACACCACCCUCACCCAGUACCAGCUGCUGGCCACACACGUCCCCACCGUCUGGGCCAUCGACCAGUACCGCGUCUGCCAGGAGGUCCUGGAGCGAUCCAGAGAUGUGGUGGACGAGGUCAGUGUGUCUCUACGGCUGUGGGACACAUUUGGAGAUCACCACAAAGACAGGCGCUUUGCUUACGGCCGGUCAGAUGUGGUGGUGCUCUGCUUCUCCAUAGCCAACCCUCACUCUCUGCACCACGUGAAGACCAUGUGGUCCAUGGAGAUAAAGCACUUCUGCCCGCGGACCCCCGUCAUCCUGGUGGGCUGCCAGCUGGACCUGCGAUACGCUGACCUAGAGGCUGUGAACCGGGCCAGAAGACCAAUGGCCAGGCCUAUAAAACAGGGAGACAUCUUGCCACCGGAAAGCGGCCGAGAGGUGGCCAAGGAGCUGGGGAUCCCCUACUAUGAGACCAGCGUCUUCGACCAGUUUGGCAUCAAGGACAUCUUUGACAACGCCAUACGAGCCGCUCUCAUCUCACGGCGCCACCUGCAGUUCUGGAAGUCUCACCUGCGCAAGGUCCAGAAGCCCCUCCUCCAGGCGCCCUUCCUCCCCCCAAAAGCCCCUCCCCCGCUCAUCAAGAUCCCGGAGGUGGUCCCCAGGAGCCGGUCUCGGGGGGCCCGCCUCCUGCUGGACAGCCCGCUGUGUGCCGACGUCCUGUUUGUCCUGCAAGACCACACUCAGCUCUUUGCCCACAAGAUCUACCUGUCCACGUCCUCGUCCAAGUUCUAUGAUCUCUUUCAGAUGGACUUCUCGGACGAGUCCCAGUGUCUGGUGGUCACAGAGAGACACGGCAGGGACCAUCUCAUGAGGACGCUCAGUUUGGACACGGAGGAGGAGGUGGCUGUGCUGCCGAACCUGUCCCCCUGCUCACUGAGGGCUUCCAAGAGCGACGGCACCUUGCGGAUGAUGAGUUUCAGCGGGAAACACCGGCGCACCAAGCUGUCCCUGGCCUCAUGGAGCAAGGCUUUCUACAGCAUCCACAAGGAGAACAUACCAAACCCUGUCACAGACACCCUGGCCCCCAUGACCGUGGUCAAGAUGGACUAUUCCAUUCAGCUUGGCCCCUUCAGUGCAGUGCUGAGGUUUCUGUACACGGGGGAGCUGGACGAGAAAGAGAGGGACCUGAUGAAGAUAGCCCAGAUCGCGGAGGUCCUGGAGGUGUUUGACCUGAGGAUGAUGGUUGAGAACAUCAUGAACAAAGAGGCCUUCAUGAACCAAGAGAUCACCAAGGCGUUCCAUGUCCGCAAGGCCAACCGCAUCAAGGAGUGCCUGACCAAGAACACAUUCACAGAUGUCACGUUUCGAUUGGAUGACGGCACCAUCAGUGCCCAUAAGCCCUUGCUGAUCGCAAGCUGUGAUUGGAUGGCUGUUUUAUUCGGAGGGUCCUUCAUGGAAAGCUGCAACAAUGAGGUGGUGUUCCCGAACACCAGCCGCGUGUGCAUGCAGUCGGUGCUGGAGUACCUGUACACAGACAGCCUGUCCCCCGGACCAGAGCUGGACCCCAUGGAGCUGACUGCUCUGGCCAACAGACUGUGCCUGCCUCGACUCACGGCACUCACAGAACAAUACACCGUCACUGAGCUGAGCAGAGCUGCCAGAGCAGGACAGGAUGUUGAUGGAGAUGUGCUCACCUAUCUUGAGCUGGCUCAGUUUCACAAUGCAAGCCAACUUGCAGUCUGGUGUUUACACCACAUAUGUACCCAUUACAACAGCGUGUGCGCAAACUACCGCAAAGAGAUCAAGUCCAAGUCUCAAGAGAACCAGCGGUACUUUGAGCGGCACCGCUGGCCACCCGUGUGGUACCUGAAAGAGGAGGAUCACUACCGGCGCGCCAGGAAGGAGCGGGAGAAGGAGGAUCUGGUGGCCAACAAGCACCAGCACCGCCGCCGAUGGUGCUUCUGGAGUACCUCGCCCACUGUGGCCUAACCGCUCGGACCAGGAAGCACCUUUAGGGUCAAAGGGCAAGGGUCAGGGCAGGGGGACAGACACAUAGGUGACACAGGGGUGUCUGCAAUGGUUAUAUGGUUUUUAAGCUCCACGUUCCCUCCAAUUAUUUUCCUUAUGGUUCCCUCCCUGCUGUAACGUGUUCAGGUAUAAAAUCCUCUCCUCAGCGGUCAAAAGACGGUUGCACCAAAACAUUUUCAGUGGACAGAACAGCAAAACAAAACUAAAACUGUGAGACCGAUCCUCUCGCCUUUAGAACUAAACUACAACAGUCCCUCCAGCACGCCACAAUCACUCCCCUCCUGGUUAAAAGCACAACUACUUUGGAGUAAAACCAUCUACAAAAAGGAGUUUAAGAUGUACUAGAUAUUUACUUUGCAAACUAACAGUGGCUUUCUUAAAACGUCACUUUGUUGUUGAUUGUGUAGUAUUCAAUACCUCCUCGUUGGGGGAAUCUCCCAAGCCAAACCCAGGUCGGGCUUAGUCCGAUUUCUGUUGAUAUAUUCAAGCAUCGGAAUUGUACUUAUCGGAGGGUUUCUAUCAUGUGAUCUGCAUUUCCGUAAAAUAAGAUCAAGGUGGCCAUCUUGGUGCUUCUUGACCAAACAUUUUAGAAUAAUGAAGCCUUGAGUUGUUUUAACUGCUGGGGUUAUUCUAGUACUGUACCGGAGCAUAGUGUCUCUAGUAGCUGCUCACCAAACACCAUCCCUGGUUCUCCUGAUGUUUCGUCCAUGUUUUGGGAUGUGUGAACAGUACCUAUACGUCUCGCAACCGUACCAUCACACUCAAAGUAACCGAAAGCACCCAAUAGUGCAUCACCACUUGAAAAGUAGAAGUUCCUAGGUCUACCUAAGAAGUAAGUUCCUUUCACAUCACUCUUAAAGCCCUACCGUUGUGUGACCUUUAGGGAAUUAACAGUCUACAUGAACACACAGCAAGCUGCACAUCGUGAAUACUUUACACUGAUGAUACAAUCACCACUGACUCCUAAAUGUGUGGAAACUACAGCAAAAUCCUUCAGGCUAGUGCAUGUUUCGACUGUUAACUGAAUGAAGGCAAGGCAUUCAAAUAGUUUUGGAGCUUAUUUUCCGCUUGCUUACACGUAUAUACUGUGAACACACUCUUUAUCAGCAUUAAAAUAUGCAAGCAGUUCUUUACACUUUUUGUGUAAAUAAUUUGGUCUAUAAAUUCAGAUGUUUUUCUAUUUGCCAACCCCCAAAUAAAGAAUCAGGCCAUAAACAUACGGCUUAGUACACUAGCCUUAAAGGGUGCUCUCGGUAAGAUUUAAGAACUAUUCGCCAUGAACUGUUAACACCAGACUGAUCUGCAGAGAGAAACAGAACGUAAACGGGCGAGAUCAGGCCAGACUCUUGAGGCCAGGCCUGGUGGGCCAUGCCUCCAGCGCUGUGUUUAUCAGUAGAAGGGCUUAGCAGCUAUCAGGAUCAGCUGUUCAGGGUUUAACUCAAAACAGGCCCUGCCUACAUAACAACACAACGGACACGAGCAGCAUGUACACAUGACUGCUGAGAUGCACGCACCACCACGCACACAUACAUAUGCGCACGCACACACACACUCCCACAUCUAUGACAUCUUCCACUAUUAAAUACUCUACACAAGAUUUAAAUGGCAUCAAUAAAAAAAAGGCAAAGCUUAAAUAUUCAUUUGCAAUAAGCGUAAAGGAAAUAUUUACUGUGAGUGUGCGCUUAUAAAGCUCAGACUUUACAAAGCUCAUCUUUCCAUCUCUAUAGCUCACCGUAGUACUCACCAUAGUUUCUUAUAAACUUACAAAAUGACUACUACUAAAUGUAAUGUUUAGCAGUUACAUACUGUAUAUGUAACUGAAACAUACGUGUAUGUAUAUCUUUAACCAGUCGGAGGAUGGAUGGAUGUAUGGAUAGAGGGGAAAAGGGAAGAAAGGGUAGACGCAGUAUUCUGGACAGAACUGCUCUUUGACCUCGUACAUGGUCCUUCUACUGGAUAGCUUGGAGGCUAUAUGUGUAUGUGCUGGCUAUAGAUGUGUGGCUAUAUAGUGGGAUUGUAUAUGUUACUCUACGCUACAAUAAGAACAUUGAAGGAACAGCGAGCCCUGUGUUGGAUCCGCUCGGUGAAGCCAAAUUCAAGUGUAUGUCUUGUAGUUAUGGAAUUAUGCGAUUAUGGAAACUGUAAUACAUUGCUAUGCAAUGUGUUGGGUUUUGAUUCGAUGUUAGCACAGUUGCGUUACAUGUUGUAUACUAUAUAUACAAGAGAGUCCAUUAUUUCAAUCAUUCUAGAAAUAAAUUCUAAAAAAGAAUGUUUAUUUAGCAAAUAUUUAUUACACAUUAUAUAUCAUAAAUAUCUUAUGAAUUGUCAUUAUCUAGUCUACAUUUUAAGGCUACUAGCUGACAUCUUUGCUGUUGCAUAUUUGUAGUUCUGUCUAGUGUGUCAACAACCAAUUGACAUUAGAAGUGUUAUUUUACUGGUAUGAAGCAAUUUUUCCUGACAAUAUGGUGGGGCGGGUAAUGAAAUGUUGGUUGAUUCUACUUUCCACUCUGUCUUUGGCUUCUAGGAGCUAAUGGAGACUGUAGCUUAACAAACCAACCCCGCGAAGGGGCAGAAAGACAUGAAAGUCCAAUGUUUAGGUCCCCUCUGAAAAUGACAGAUAUGUUAUCGUAUUGUUUUCAGAGGUCUAUUACGAUAUUGUGCGGGUGCAUCAGGUUGAUACAAUCGGUCAAGUGAAGGAGGAUAAAAACUGAAUGUCUGAAUGCGUGUCCUUGUAAUAAGUAGCACCAAGUCACCAACCUCAAGGUGUCUUUAGCAGACAUUAACGUAACUAAUAAUAUGCUUAAGGGUAUAGUUACAUGCUGAAGGAGCCACAGCAUCAGAAUUGAUAUAUGGCUGCCCUAGGGGACACACGAGACCAGAUGCUGUCUAGCUCCCCCAUCUGCGUCUAACACACUUGAAAACAUCCUCACUGGCUUACAGAUUUGAUACUUGAACCAAACAUCAUGAACAACUGCAGUAUGCACUUCACUUCUGUUCGUUUUUUGUUCCAACCAAGCAAUCAAUAAAUGUAACGUGAAAUGUGUUACCAUGUAACCAUAAGCUGUAAUGGUUAUGUUCUUGGGGGUCACUCAACCUUCUAUCCGACAAGGUUUUGCAGAUUUUUGCCGAAAGGGCAGAAAUUAAACAAGACUAAUUAGAGUAUGUUGCAAUUAAAAAGUGCAUAUUUGUAGGAUAGAAGUGAAGUCACCCCUGUGAUAUUUGAAUGUGAACGGGGCGCAAGAUUGUAGACACAGAGAAUAUUUUAAUGAUCCUUGGUUCUCGACUUGAUAGCUGUAGAUUAUAUCAUCCGUGGUUCUUGGUAUGUACACUCCCAUUGACAUGUGUGCACAGUACACACACGCACAUCAUAUGUAUUCAUACACCGGCAGAUGUAGAACUGCUCCUGCACCCAUACAGACCCACACACUUCUAUCGCUAUUCACAGAGAGACCACAUAGCGUCACACAUCACUGAAUAUGUGUUGACUGAUUUUAUGUUAAAUUUAGUUUGAGAAAAAGUUAGCUCAUGUAUCACCAAAUUGCUGGUCUUCAUUGGGUUCCUGUUAUUAUAUAAAUGCCUUUGAUCCCGACAGUCCUUAUCCUUAUCAAUGUUGUUUUAUGUAGGCCUAUUAAUUUAUGUAUGUCU
Messenger RNA from Gadus chalcogrammus (walleye pollock), 6061 nucleotides. It is a transcript of the gene rhobtb1, whose product is annotated as Rho related BTB domain containing 1. Gene Ontology annotation, biological process: small GTPase-mediated signal transduction. The transcript has 13 exons. The record is from RefSeq and is a predicted model, not a curated record. Bases 308 to 2377 code for a protein of 689 amino acids. Lineage: Eukaryota; Metazoa; Chordata; Actinopteri; Gadiformes; Gadidae. Gene Ontology annotation, molecular function: GTP binding; GTPase activity; protein binding.